Messenger RNA from Poecilia latipinna (sailfin molly), 3321 nucleotides. RefSeq names its product gastrula zinc finger protein XlCGF57.1-like. The transcript has 4 exons. The coding region runs from base 499 to 1974 and encodes 491 amino acids. Gene Ontology annotation, biological process: embryo development; regulation of transcription by RNA polymerase II. NCBI's taxonomy places the organism in Eukaryota, Metazoa, Chordata, Actinopteri, Cyprinodontiformes, Poeciliidae. Gene Ontology annotation, cellular component: nucleus. The record is from RefSeq and is a predicted model, not a curated record. Gene Ontology annotation, molecular function: RNA polymerase II cis-regulatory region sequence-specific DNA binding; DNA-binding transcription activator activity, RNA polymerase II-specific.
GGAAGAAUCCAGUUGUAACAUUGUUAGCUCGAAUGGCUAGGUCCCGACAGAAAAAUAUAUUUACAUUUUGUGGGGAAAAAACAAACAAACAAACAAACAAACAAAAAAAAACACGUCUGUUGAUUAUUUUUGAGACAAGGUUACAGCCUUUGUGAGGAUAUAUCAACUGCACAUGUCUUCUGGGUUUUGGUUAACACUAUUUACGGUCCGAAUUCAGCAAUGUAAUUAGCGUUUAUUAGCAAACUGAAUGGAACGUGAGCCACCGUGGAGCUAAAGCAGCUAACAGUAGAGUCUUAAUCAGUGUUUCCAACAAGGGUUAUGGUGGCCCAGCUGAGGACCGAGAGACUGAGGAAAGUUACAGAGUGAACGCAGAACUACUGAUACUGACCAAGUUCCAGACAGCAGAAAACAGAAGAUUCCGAUUAUAAGACUGAAACCUUGAAUGAGUAAAACGUGUAGACGAGGAUUGUGAAAAGGAGAAUCCAAGGUGGAGCGAGGAUGACUGAGAUGAUGAAGGUUGAAGCAGAUGAACCUGGAGGGUUCAGCUUGGAGCCCCCCGUACCUGCAGCAUCUACAUCAGAACCGGAGGAAAUACAAGACAGCAAAGAUCUCACUUUACCUGUCUAUCAGACAAUGACGAUUAAAGGAGAGGUUCCCGGUGAUUGGAGCUCCAAUUUGGACCAACAAAAUCCACAAUCCCUCUGCAUAAAGAAUGAAGAAGAAGAACUGUGGAUCAGUAAGGAGGAAGAGCAGCUUACUGUGAAGACUGAAAAUGAAGAAAAGCCUCUGUUAUCAGAGCUUCAUCACAUUGAAACUGAAUAUUUUAGAGAGACAGAAGCUCCAACCAGCAGUUCACCUGAACCUGUUGCACAGAACUUUAGACGGCCAGAACCAGACAGUGACCCAGAGCCCGUAUGUCCCUCCCAGCAAAGUAACAUGGCAGAUGGGGAGAAAUCAUUUGGCUGCAAUCUUUGUGGCAAAAGAUUCAGACGCAAGCAUUCCGUAAAAUUACACAUGAUGACUCACACAGGAAAGAGACAGCAUAGUUGUGAUCUUUGUGGCAAAGGAUUUGUAGAAAAGCGUUCUCUUCAGACACACAUGAAUGUCCACACUGGAGAGAAACCUUUUGCCUGUGACGUUUGUCCUAAGAGUUUUAAGUCGAAGCCGAACCUCAGAGCCCACGUUCGUAUUCACUUGAGCGAGAAACCCUACAGUUGCAGUGUUUGCAGCAAAGGAUUUUCAGCGAAAAACAACUUGAGCGUACACAUGAUUGUUCACACGGGAGAGAAACCAUUUGUUUGUAGCGUUUGUAAUAAAAGAUUCCCGGUGCACGCUUAUCUGCAGCGUCACAUGUGUGUUCACACGGGAGAGAGACCGUUUAUUUGCAAUGUGUGCAGCAAAGGGUUUUCGGAGAAGAACAAAUUGAACAUACAUAUGGUUGUUCACACAGGAGAGAAACCAUAUAUUUGUAGUGUUUGUAGUAAAAGUUUUGCCCGUCAGGACUGCCUUCAACGUCACAUGUGCGUUCACACAGGAGAGAAGCCGUUUGUCUGCAGCGUUUGCAGUAAAGGAUUUCUACAACCGGCUCUUCUACAGAGUCACAUGUGCGUUCACACAGGAGAGAAGCCGUUUGUCUGCAGCGUUUGCAGUAAAGGAUUUCUACAACCGGCUCUUCUACAGAGUCACAUGUGUGUUCACACAGGAGAGAAGCCAUUUAGUUGUGGUGUUUGUAGUAAAGGAUUUUUAUCAAAGAAGACUUUAAAUAGACACAUGGUGGUUCACACGAUAGAAAAGCCGUUUUCUUGUGGCGUCUGUAGUAAAGUAUUUACACGACAGGAGACUCUGCAUAAUCACAUGUGUGUCCACACAAGAGAGAAGCCCUAUACUUGUAGUUUUUGCAGUAAAGGUUUUUCAGCGAAAAAGUGUCUAAAUAGCCAUGUGGUUAUUCACGCUGGAGAAAAGUCAUUAAGCUAGUGUUGGCAGUAAUGGGUUUUCAUGACAAGCUCUCCUAAAGACUCCAAUGUGUGUUCAUGAGAGAAAUUGUUUGUGCUGUUGUGUUUAGGGGAUACUUUUUACAGCAAGCUCACCUAAACGGUCACUUAUGUGUUCGAACAGAACGGAUUUGUUUGAAGCCAGGGACUUUCACAUGAUUGCAUUUCUAUUUUCUAUGCGCACCGUUUAAUUUCUCAAUGAUUAUUCAGAUAAAUUCACUUUUGUUUAGGGCCAAAUCGCAACAGAUAUCGUCUCUAGGUGCUUUAGAAAAAAAAAAAAAAACCUAAAUUCAGUCAUACAAAAAUACAGUCAACUAAAUAUGUUACAAUUCAGUCCUAAUUAAUAACGUUGUCAAGUUUAGUUCUUUGUUCAAAUUGGUAUAGAAAACCUAGCUAAUUGCAUCGAGUCUAACGGUGAUAAAUUUGUACCGAAUAUAAACCAAGUUGCCUUCUAGAGAUUUAUCAUUAAGUACACAGUAUUCUGUUUAUUUUAAUUUAUUUUUUCUAAGACUGUAAAUAUCUGCUUUUUGGAACGUACUGUUGGGUAAAAACCUGUCAAAGUUGGUUGACCGUUAUGCAUUUAAUACAUUUUAGUGUAUUUGUUUCCAAUGAUUAUGAUAAAUGUAAAACAAAAGCUUCAUACACUACUUAAAGACUUGAAUUAAACUAAAAAAAUAAAUAAAUCAGUCGGAUCAAGGAGUUGAAAAUUUCUCCCAACAUAGUGAGUUUAACUCAUGUUUAAUUUAUUCUGUACAAGAAAAAAAACUUUUACUGCAAUCAUAACUGAUGUAAUGUGUAGACAAUCAUUCGAAUCUUUUAUUUUGAAGGUUGAUGUAACAAAAAUAGCAUAAGUCUUAAGGAAAUGUUUGUUUCUUGCUGGAUAGAGCUAUAAUUAUGCCUGUAUUUAACUCAUCAAAUUAUGAAAACUUUAUUUUUUGCCGCCUUUUUUUAAAGGCAUUGAAUUCUGUUCAAUUGUAGGAACAGAAUUGAUUUACCAUCUUUAGAAUAAUCCGCUCCUUCCUCCAGAACACCUUGACUUUAAACUAAGGUAUUUCACAAAAAGUGUCAUAUGUCAUUGUAUUUAAAGCAUCAGGUAAUCCUUGGAUGUGGCAGUUUUUGUUGGUUUUGUUUUUGAUGCAAAGAAAUUGAUUUCAUCUACUGUAUUUUGAUGUAAAAGCUGAACUAAGGACAUAACUUGUACAGUGUUUAGCAGCAACUAAAAACUGUACAACUCAAUUGUUACAUUCUAUGUUUUGGAACUAUGUCAAACUGUAUUGUCCGUGUUUAAUAAAAAAAAAGUUCUCGUCAAAAAAAGAAAAGAUCCUAAAAA